AUGGUUUUGUAUGAAUCGUAUAUAGCCUUAAAUAAACAUAUAAAAAAAGAAGACGUGAAGAAUUUAAUGAAAAAUUUUAAUUUUAUAGUAAAUAAAUAUAAUGGUAAUAUAAUAAAUAUAAAUGAUUUAGGUUGGAGAAAAUUUGCCUUUUGUAUAAAAAAGCCGAAAGUAGGUACAUUCCAUUUUGCUAGAUUUUAUUGUAUUACAUUUUAUUCUAAUAGUAAGAGCAUUAAAGAUUUAAAUGAAUUUUUUCAUAGUAAUACUUUUAUUUUAAGAUUUUUAAAUGUUAAAAUGAAAUAUAGAUCAAAUUUUUUGGUUGCACCUUUUUCUCAUAUAAAUGAGUAG
Molecule: messenger RNA, 345 nt
Organism: Plasmodium relictum
Lineage: Eukaryota; Apicomplexa; Aconoidasida; Haemosporida; Plasmodiidae
Product: mitochondrial ribosomal protein S6-2 precursor, putative
Exons: 1
Coding region: 1-345 (114 amino acids)
Biological process (GO): translation
Cellular component (GO): ribosome
Molecular function (GO): structural constituent of ribosome; rRNA binding
Source: RefSeq, a predicted model, not a curated record